Molecule: messenger RNA, 2288 nt
Organism: Triplophysa dalaica
Lineage: Eukaryota; Metazoa; Chordata; Actinopteri; Cypriniformes; Nemacheilidae
Gene: ubap1la
Product: ubiquitin associated protein 1-like a
Exons: 5
Coding region: 665-1810 (381 amino acids)
Biological process (GO): ubiquitin-dependent protein catabolic process via the multivesicular body sorting pathway
Cellular component (GO): ESCRT I complex
Molecular function (GO): ubiquitin binding
Source: RefSeq, a predicted model, not a curated record
AUUUGUUAUAACGGUUUUAUAAAAUUCCAAAAAAUAUGCUCACAUACAUGUAUUUCUUAUCAAUAGAAAUAAUCUGAAACUGAUUUGCCCAAAAGGAAAUAAAAGCAAUGCUCAAAGGUUUAACUUUCAUAGCUCUGGAGAUUUGACGGAGUUCUCAAUUGGGUUUCAUUUAAGUAUCAACUUAGUCUUGGAUGUUUCUUCUAUAACUGAAGGAUAAUAAAACGAUGUGUUCCUGGUUUAAACAGGAUAUCUUGUUUCUUGAUCUUCCGUUUUUUUUCUAACUUUAGCACCCUGUGGAAAAAAAGUAAGAAAUGAAAACUACUAACACUAGUGUGUGAGUGUGUCUGCAAAAGAUAUGAAAGGAUUAUCGUGUGAGUCAGUGAAUAAGCCAGUUAUAGUGUGUGUGCGUAAGUCUGUGUUGAUACACUCGGGAACAUUAUGCUUCUGGUAUUAUGUAUACGUGAAGAUUAUUCUCUACGGACGAGGAACAGCAGACAUAAACACACAGAUUCAUAUCAACACACUCCAGGUGAGUCACUUUCUUUCUGUUCUGAAAUCAACAUGAUCUACAGAGAUAAUGAAUUACAAAGUAGUACUUAAUUUUAAAUAAUGAAGGUGGAUGGUUGACUUACUUUGCUAAACUGUGUAUGUGUGUUUCAGAAGAAUGUGUAGUCUGGAUGAGAUUUCAUUAAAGGUUGCUAUGGAUUGCGUGGAGAUAAGUUUGAGCGAGAAGGAUCCUGAAAUGAGGAUCCCAGAUUGCACCCAAAUAUUGUGUGAUACAAAGUAUUCAUUUACUCUCGAAAAACGUAUCAUGGCCGCAUGUGAAGAAGUGCAGCGGAAGAACAGAAAGGGCAAAAAACUCCCCCAGAGUGUGUGUCCCACUUGUCCGCCGUAUUGGCUGAUGUUCAGAAGCCCGCAGCAGAGUCGUGUGGGCCGUUCCGGAAGCAGAGAAUCAUGGGAACUGGGCCCACGUCCCCGCAGUUUAAGCCUGAAUGCUGCUGACUCAAAUAGACUCCGCCCACAUCGGGCUGCCCAGUUUGUCAUCGCUGACUCAGACUUCGAGGGCGGCUACAGUGAAGACGACGAAGGGUCAUCCACUGAGGAAGAUGCUUCUCGUAGAAAAAAACGACCACAGAGUAGUGGGCCACAGUCCAAAACUCACAUCCAGCGAGUGACCCGUCCCGGUGGUUCCUCAACCCGCCCAAGCUCCGCUUCUGCUUUGAAGGAAACACGGAAGCCCCUCCCCCAGGCGCCAGAGGGCGGUCCUCACACUUCCAGAGCCCCCCGCAGGAAACCUGCUUCCAUGAGAACCAGCGGGCGACUGAGCUCACACACCCUACUGCAGCAAAGACCCUCAUCCGCAGGACCGCUGCCAUCCACACGGCAACAAAAACCCACCUCUCAUGGCGUGCGUCCACGGACGUCUGCAGGGCUACAGGAUGCUUCUGCGGAUCUCCUCUGUGCUUUGAGCGAGGAAGAGAGAGACCUUCUAGAAGCUGUUACAAAGCACGGAUACACACUUCACACUGCCAUAAUGGCCCUGCAGAAGACCGGAACGAAAAGCCCUGACCAGAUUUUGAGUUACCUGACGUCAUGUGACCGUCUUUGUCGACUGGGUUAUGAGAAGACUCAGGUGGAAGAAGCUCUGGAGAUGUUUCCGAACUGUGAGAGCAAAGCAGCAGAGUUCCUGUUUUUGCUCGCUCAGUUCUGCGAGAUGGGUUUCCAGCAGAGCACCAUUAAAGAAGUUCUGCUGGUGCAUGAGAACCAUAAAGAGAGAGCUCUGGAAGAACUGAUGACCCGCAGCGGCUGAGACGACACGUGAGGAUCAUCAACCGCACAUACUAAUGAACCAUCACCUUCGUGACAAAAUGAAUUCAUUCCUAAUACCAUAAAACCUGAACUUUAUGACUGAAUGCCUAGCCGGAUGAAUAAAUACUCCUGUUUCACUAGCGGUUAAAUGAAUCUUCAUCUCUUUGAAUAAACCAAUAAUUAUACAAUAUAGUCUGUAUGGUUUUAAUUAUUAUUGUAUUUCUGUAUUCUCAUCACUAUGAAUGAAUCAUUCAAGGGUUAAAUUACCCACCAAAGAUUUUGUUUAUUGUUGAUUAAUUGUAGAUCAGACUCAGUUAUGAUGGUGAUUAAUCAGCUAGGUUUUGAUCUAUUGAUCAGACAUGACUGUAUUAACCAUACUAACAAUCAUCACUUAAAACUGAUGUGUGAAAAAAAUAAAAAAAUACCUGCUAUAAUUUUUUUUAAAGUGUUCAAACCAUUAUCAAACAUCUGCUUACCAA